AAUUCCUGCUGUUGUGUGAAGAAUACCAACAAAACCCAGGCCUAUCUACAGACUCUUUCUAUACUGCAUCUGUAAAAGUAAGUGUUCCAGGAGAGCUCACUCGGCUUCUGAUGUCCCUCAGUCCCAACCUAGAUGAUGACACCAAGAGGAGGACACUUCGUGAUAUCGCUCAGUGUAUCUCCUUGAAGGAAUCUGAGGCAAGUCGUUGCACCAAUGAUGACAUAAAAUUAGUGGUCUCUUUCCUGGAUGAUAGGGAUAAAGAGACUAAAACUGAGACCCUUAAUGUCCUCAAAGCCUUCAGUACCAUCUGGAAGUUUCAAAUCAAAAUCCAGGAAUAUGUCCCCCAAAUCAUCGAGACUGUGACGAGCAACUGGGACAACAAUCUGCAAAUUGCUGGUUUGAAGCUGCUGAAUGCAUUGCACAUACCAGAUCACACGCACACGUUAUUGAGAACGCAGAUUACAAACUUUAUGGACAUUCUGCUCACAGCAAACACUUCGACCAAGGAUAUCGUUUCAGCUUCCCAGUCUAGGCUACUGCCAUGGCAUUUUAACCGAAUGAUUUGUCCUCCAAUCACUGGCUGUUCCACCCUGGAUUUGGUCCCAAGUCUAAGUAAGGUGAGUCAGAUAUUACUGCUUGCUGAUAUCAUACCAAAAAUGUAUGGCAAGGCCUUAUUUUGAGUAGAGUGGAUCAGAAAAAUGUUUGAACUUAACUGAAAUCUAGAUAAACAAAGGGUAUGCUUAUUGGAGCAGUACAUAAAAGCAUAGGAAUUUGUUUUGCAAUGAAUAACAGCUAUAUGGCUACUUAA
Thamnophis sirtalis is the source of this 808-nucleotide messenger RNA. The record is from RefSeq and is a predicted model, not a curated record. NCBI's taxonomy places the organism in Eukaryota, Metazoa, Chordata, Lepidosauria, Squamata, Natricidae.